GCCGCCUUGCCUCCUCUCCACGACGCCCCCUCUUCGUCCCUCUCGCCGCUUCCCGUCCCCGCUCCGCCUAGCCCGGGUGGCUUCCUCUCGCUCCCUCUCUCUCCAGUGCUGCGCGCUCCUCACCCCCAGCCGGCUCCUGGGCGACGACUCUGGCUGUGCCUCCAUACCCUCACACUCCCUCGCACCGCGCCAUGUCCGACUACUCGCUCCGCCCGCCGCACUCGCCCGGCGGCCACCGCUCCUCGUCGCCGCAGCCCGGCGGCGGGCAGGCGCGCUACUCGCUGGGCAAGGCGGCCGGCGCGGCCGCGCUGGCAAAGUCGCCCGGCAUGGGCCAGCAGCAGAGCAGCAACCAGAUGCCGGCCAGCGCGCGCCUGGGCAUGGGCACGCCGCAGCAGCAGCAGCACAGCGUGCGCCCCAGCUCCGAGAUGCUCGGCAUGGCCGCGGCCAUGCAGGGCGGCAGUGCCGAGUCCGACGCCAUCGACAAGUGGUUCGAGGAUCUGCGCCACUACGAGGCCACUCUUGAGGAGAUGGCCGCCGCGUCGCUGGACCAGAACUUCAAGGAGGAGCUCUCGGCCAUCGAGCAGUGGUUCCGCGUGCUCUCCGAGGCCGAGCGCACCGCCGCGCUCUACUCGCUGCUGCAGGAGUCGACGCAGGUGCAGAUCCGCUUCUUCAUCACCGUGCUGCAGCAGAUGGCGCGCUCGGACCCGAUGAGCGCGCUGCUGAGCCCGAGCCACUCGAGCAACCCGAUGGCCGACCAGAUGGAGGCCAAGCUGGCGUCGCUCGGCCUCAAGUCGCCCAGCGCGAUGAAGAGCCCGGCGUCGCCCGGCGGGCGCGGCGCGCGGCAGUCGUCGGACGCCGCCGGCUUCCUCUCGCCCAACCUGGCGAGCAUGUACGGCGCGGGCGCCAUGAGCGGCGAUGCGGCCAGCAUGCUGGCGGCGCAGCGUGCCAAGCUCAAGGCGAACCGCAUCAGCGCGCCGGGCACGCUGGCAGGCGACAGCAGUGCGCGCAACUUCAACGGCGGCAGCCUCGACCAGGUCGCCGAGGGUGGUCGUAGCCCUGGCGCACAGCCGCACCGCAGCCUUGGAGGCAUGGGCGCCGACGGCAGCGGCAACGGCGCCGCUCGCCCGAAGAGCACCGACGGCCUGAGCCAGGCGGCCAAGAGCCCGCGUGCCAGCGGGCCGCUCGACGACCAGCUGAGCCCGAUCCAGUCGGGCAACUGGUCGUCGAUGGUCAACACGCCGCUGCUGCCCAUGUUCGACGAGAAGGCGCAGGGCGGCCACGGCGCCGCCAACGCCGACCUCGACGCCGCCUCGGCGCAGCUGGCGGCCGUCGGCAACGGCGCGGCCAACUCGCGCAUCCUGCUCGAGCAGGACGUGGCCAAGUACCGCCGCAAGAGCCAGCAGGGCAUGCCGGGCCAGGGCGGCCAGCAGCAGCAGACGAGCGGCGCGCCGGGCGUGCAGGGCGUGCUGAGCGGCAUGUACGAUGGCGCCACGAGUCCCGGCGCCAGUCCCAACAUGGGCGGCUCUUCGCCCGGCCCGUGGAACGCCACGCAGCAGGACUUCCUGCGGCACGCCAUGGCCAACGUCUCGUCGCCCGGCGGCGCCAGCAACGGCGGCUUCAACAUGGCCAUGUCGCCCAACGCGCUGGCCGGCCUGCAGAGCCCCUCGGGCGGCCUCGGCAACCCGGUCAACAUGCAAAUGAUGAACGCCAUGGCGGCCAUGGGCGGCCUGGGCAACAUGAGUGCCGCGCAGUUCCUCGCCAUGCAGCAGCAGAUUCUGCAGAGCCAGCAGCAGAUUGCCGCCAUGGCCGCGGCGGGCAACGCCGGCACGUAUCGCAGCCAGCACCAGCUGCACCAGCAACAGCAGCAGCAGAUGAACCAGCCGAUGCCGAUGCGGCAGAACUCGGGCGGCCUCGGCGGCUUUGGCGGCGGCCUCUCUCCCGGCGUCGGCCUCAACUCUUCGGGCCGUCGCUCGCCCGGCCUGCCGGCACGCACGCCGAUGGCCUCGUCUCGCAGCGGCGCGCCGCCGAGCGCGGGCGCGCCGGGCGGCGGCAAGGAGGAGGAGGAGGUGCCGCCGCUCAACGUGCUCGAGGACACGGCGGCGUGGCUGCGCUACCUGCGCCUGCACAAGUACACGCCCAACUUUGAGGGCAGCAAGUGGCGCGACAUGGUGCUCAUGGACGACGCGGCCCUCGAGGCAAAGGGCGUGGCGGCGCUCGGUGCAAGACGCAAGCUGCUCAAGACGUUUGAACUGGUGCGCGCAAAGUACGGCAUCAAGACGCCUGGCGACGACAAGGAGGCGCCCGAGGUGCCGUCGAAGGACGCCGAGGAGUGAAAGCAUUCCUCGCGCUGCUCUGCCUUCGUCGCUGCCGGCCCCUUCGCCGUCCACCUUUCCACCUUCCUUUUCCACCCCGUCACCUCCCAUGCCCAUCCUGCUGCUCUUCCUCACAUGCCCACUGCCCCCUCCAGAGGCACGAUGCGCAGGCGCUCGCUCUUCUUCCCUAGACGACUAGGAGCGCGUGCGCUCGGCCUCUGUAUACACAUCCACCUUUGCGCGCCUUCUUCUCGCUCUUGCUUGAACUUCACCCCACGCCCCGCGUCCGCGCGUAGCAGAGAGGAGACGCGCAGCAUACUCUGCGCUCUCUCUUCUCUCCCUCUCGCUCUCUCGGGCCCUGCCGCUGUUCCGUGUGCCGCUACGACCUGCUACGUCAUGAGAAAAGUAACACUUGCUGCCUGCU
Tilletiopsis washingtonensis is the source of this 2736-nucleotide messenger RNA. RefSeq lists its product as hypothetical. Gene Ontology annotation, cellular component: P-body. Gene Ontology annotation, biological process: nuclear-transcribed mRNA poly(A) tail shortening. The record is from RefSeq and is a predicted model, not a curated record. Lineage: Eukaryota; Fungi; Basidiomycota; Exobasidiomycetes; Entylomatales. The coding region runs from base 192 to 2333 and encodes 713 amino acids. Gene Ontology annotation, molecular function: translation repressor activity; protein binding; mRNA binding. The transcript has 6 exons.